UAUAAAAAUGAAUGUGAUGACAGCAAAACACUUCGCUCCCUUUCUCAAACUUUCUGUUUGGCUUCCGAGAAAAUUUGCAACGAAUACUUUCUCAGCUGGGAUGGAGAGCAGUUAUAAAGAAGCAUGCGAUUCCGGUGCAAAGAAGCGUUGUGCUGAUCGCAUAAUUCCUCACAUUCUGCGUCUGUAUGGAUCCUGUGCUACAUCUCACGACUUUGAAAUCUAUGCCCCGGAUGCUUCUUUUGAGGAUCCACUUAUGUGUGCGCAUGGGGUGAAGCAGAUCAAAUCAGCAUUCUAUUCUCUUCCCAAGGUAUUUAGUGAGUCAAAGAUUGUGGAAUACAGUGUUGAAGAAAAUAUGGUUUCACAAGGAAAAGUAGAGAUAUUAAUUGACAAUAAGCAAUACUAUAAAUUCUGGGGGAAGGAUAUACAUAUGGUAUCACUAAUCAAGUUGUAUGUUGAGGAGGGUAAAGUUAUUCGCCAUGAGGACUGGUGGGACAAAAAACCAAUUUCGAAUAGAGAAACAGUAAAGCUGCCACUGCUUGGCCGAGUUGCAGAAAUGACUCGUAGGGGAUCAAUGCUGGCAACACAUGUAUUUAUGAGGUUUGGGAAGGACCCAACUGUGUGAUUGUGUGAAUAACUAGAAUAGCGAAAAUAUUUUGAGCUUUUUAUUAUACAUGGGCUUGUAUGUGAGACUUGACAACAUAUAUAUCGUCGCGUUUAUACAUUCCUGUGGCUUUGUGAAUAAUAGAAUGCUGAAACUUUUUUUUUUUGGUA
Messenger RNA from Gastrolobium bilobum, 771 nucleotides. RefSeq lists its product as uncharacterized. NCBI's taxonomy places the organism in Eukaryota, Viridiplantae, Streptophyta, Magnoliopsida, Fabales, Fabaceae. Bases 8 to 622 code for a protein of 204 amino acids. The transcript has 7 exons. The record is from RefSeq and is a predicted model, not a curated record.